This is a messenger RNA of Condylura cristata (star-nosed mole), 1743 nucleotides long. RefSeq names its product CD96 molecule (gene CD96). Gene Ontology annotation, biological process: inflammatory response; cell-matrix adhesion. The coding region runs from base 1 to 1743 and encodes 580 amino acids. The record is from RefSeq and is a predicted model, not a curated record. The transcript is spliced from 14 exons. NCBI's taxonomy places the organism in Eukaryota, Metazoa, Chordata, Mammalia, Eulipotyphla, Talpidae.
AUGGAGAAGAAAUGGAUGUACUGUGCUGUCUACUCCAUCAUCCAGAUACAUUUUGUCAGGGGGAUAUGGAAAGAAGCACCCAAUGCAGAAGAUGUUUAUGUAUCACCUGGCUCUAAUGUCAGCCUGAUCUGCCAAGCCCAGAAGGAAGGCUUAGUGCAGGUGCAAUGGAGCAAGAUCACCAAUAAAGAAGACAUGAUUGCCGUUUAUCAUCCCACUUAUGGCUACUACUGUGCCAACCAGAGUGCCAACCAGGGUUCCUGUAAGUCACUGGUGGCUUUGAAAGUAAUGCCCGAAGUGUCAGAAUGGACUCUGCACUUAAGGAACAUGUCCUCCUCACUCAGUGGGAAGUAUGAGUGCAGCAUUACUCUGUAUCCGGUGGGCAUUCAAAAGAAAAUCUUCAACGUGCACAUUCAGAAAACUGGUAAGUCUGAUACAUGGAGGGCAGAGGACAAACAAAGUAACCAUACAAUAGAAAUAGAGGUAAAUCGGACUCUGGAAAUACCAUGCUUUCAAAAUAUCACCUCAGAAAUUCCAUCUGCGUUCACCUUUACAUGGUCGGUGGAGAACAAUGGAAUUCAGGAAAUCUUAAUCAAGAAAAACUCAGGAAAAAUCCGGUAUCCUGCCAUCAACAAGUUCACAUCACUUAACGGCAGAGUCACAUUGAGUACAAAUUACAAUCUCCAGCUCUCUCCAGUCCAAGUCCAUGAUGAUGGCCUGACAUUUUCUUGCUGCGUUAGAGACAGACCUAGAAAAAUCUUGAGUUUCACUAAGGUCAAAGUUUUUGCUAAGCCAGAAAUGCCCAUGAUUGCAGAAGACAAAUCCAUGGAUGUCUUGGGAAAGAGGACAUUUACCUGCUUACUGAAUAAUGUAUUUCCCACAGCAAAUCUUACAUGGUUUAUAAAUGGACACUCUCCUCAAGGUGAAAAAGAAAUAAGCAUCACCAAUGAAAAAAGAAAAGACAUAGGUGGAUUUUUGGAACUGAAGUCUGUUUUGACAAGAGUGUAUGAUGAUCAAGCAGUCCAACCAAGCAACCUGACCAUCUGGUGUAUGGCUGUGGCUCCAGUCCCUGGAAAUAAAGUGUCAAGUAUCUCAUCUGAAAAGAUAAUGUUUUCCUUGGGAUCCGUGACCCCUCCAACAGAUCUACCACCCCACAUUACAGAAUCAGCAUUUGGCACUCAAUCAUCUCCUCCCGAAAGCACAUCUCCUGCAAGAUAUCCAGGCACACCUUCAAUAAGCUUUGCAGACAUGAGUUCAUCAACUCCAGAAACUACUCCUCAAACCAGCAAUUCCAGUGUGACUACCCAAGGUUUCAACUACUCAUGGACCCCCAGUGGGACAGAUGCCAGCAACUUUUCAUGGAUGCCCAGUGAAACAUACAGUUCACCUCCCUCAAGUGCAGCCUUGACACUUCAUGAUGAUGUCCUCACAACUAGAGAAUUCUCUAGCACAACUAGAGAAUUUUCAGAAGUUCCCACCAUUGCCAAUGUAUCUACUGAAAACAAGAACUAUACCUCUGGGAAUUCGAAUCCCAAAGAUGGGAGGCCCUGGCCAGUGAGUGUAGCCGCAUUACUCUUAUUCUUCAUAAUAGUAUUUGGUCUUGCAGUGAGGAAAUGGUAUCAAUAUCAAAAAGAAAUCAUGGAGAGACCCCCGCCUUUCAAGCCACCACCACCUCCCAUCAAGUACACCUGCAUUCAAGAGUCCACUGGAAGUGAUCUACCUUGUCACGAGAUGGAAACACUCUAG